Messenger RNA from Calliphora vicina (urban bluebottle blowfly), 1830 nucleotides. Its product is annotated as 60S ribosomal export protein NMD3-like. Gene Ontology annotation, biological process: ribosomal large subunit export from nucleus. Gene Ontology annotation, molecular function: ribosomal large subunit binding. The coding region runs from base 99 to 1658 and encodes 519 amino acids. The record is from RefSeq and is a predicted model, not a curated record. The transcript has a single exon. NCBI's taxonomy places the organism in Eukaryota, Metazoa, Arthropoda, Insecta, Diptera, Calliphoridae. Gene Ontology annotation, cellular component: cytoplasm; nucleus.
UUCAUUCAACAAAUCAAUUCGCCUUCAUGUCAACAAACUAUUUGUGAAAAUAAUAAGUGUUCCGAGUUCUUUUCUUCUUUGCUGCCAUAACUAACAGAAUGGAGUACGUUGAUUUUAAUGCCAAAGGUAUUGCAAACAAAGAUAAUGGAGAAAUCAUCGAAAUCAGAACAAACACUAUAAAGUGUUGCGAAUGUGGUGUAUCUAUACAGCCCAAUUCACAUAAUAUGUGCUUGACUUGUUUACGUGAGCAUAUUGAUAUAACAGAGGGAAUAUGCAAGCAAGUCGAAUUGCAGUACUGCAAGGGUUGUGAGCGUUUUUUACAACCUCCCGGUGAAUGGAUAAAUGCAAAAUGGGAAUCCCGUGAACUUUUGGGACUGUGCUUGAAAAAGCUGAAAGGUUUAAAAAAUUUAGAAUUGGUUGAUGCUUGUUUUGUAUGGACAGAACGUCACUCAAAACGUAUGAAGGUAAAACUGGUAGUGGAAGGAAAUGCCGCUGAUUUUUCUUCACUGCGCCAGGGUGUUAUUAUCGACUAUUCCAUUCAGAAUCAGAUGUGCCAUGAAUGUCACCGUGUUGAAGCAAAGGAUUAUUGGCGUUGCGUGGUUCAAGUGAGACAGCAUGCAGAAAAUAAGAAGACGUAUUUGUACUUGGAACAAUUAAUUUUGAAGCAUAAGGCUCAUGAAAAUACGUUGGGUAUUAAGGCCGUACAUGGAGGUUUAGACUUUUUCUAUGCAGCUGAAAACCAUGCCCGCAAAAUGGUAAGUUUCUUGGAGAGUAUGGUUCCUGUUAAAGUAACACAAUCAAGGCGUUUAAUAUCACAAGAUCAAAACAGCAACAUUCAUCACUAUAAAUAUACGUGGUCCGUAGAAAUUGCUCCACUAUCAAAGGAUAGUCUUGUUUGUCUUCCACGAAAGCUCAGGCAUCAACUCGGAAACUUGCCACCACUUUGUUUGGUUUAUAAAGUAACUCAUGGAAUGCAUUUGAUGGAUCCAUUGACAGCACAACUGUCCGAAUUAACCGGCCUAAAUUAUUUUCGUUCACCAUUCGAUGCCAUAUGUAAUCCCAAGCAACUCAUUGAAUUUAUUGUAAUGGAUAUUGAGCCGUUACAAGAAAAAGAAAUUAGAAAAACAGCCGGAAAGGGCCAAAAAUCUUGCCGUCAUCAAUUGUGUGACAUUUGGUUAGUGAGAGCUUCGCAACUAGGUACUAAUGAAAAUAGCACACAUACCCGCACACACCUCGGCCAUGUUCUCAGCGUGGGAGAUUCCGUUAUGGGUUAUAGCAUGCGAGAAACUAAUAUCAAUGAAACAGAAUUUGACAAAUUAAAAACAGAUCAAAUUCCAGAUAUAAUACUCGUUCGUAAAUGUCAUGAUCGUACCGCCCGCAAUAAACAACGACUUUGGAAACUUAAACACCUUACAUACGGUCCUGUGGACGAACGCAUCGUUAGAGACAAGCUCGAUUUUAUAGAGGACUUAGAGGAGGAUGCUGAGAUUCGUAAAAAUGUUAAUAUAUAUCGAGACCAUACAAAAAUCGUUGAACCAAAUAUCUCUGAUACUGCUGUAAAUGAAACUACUGACACCAUUACGGCCAUAGAUUUAGCCGAAAUAAUAGAUGAACUUGCUAUAAAUCUUGACAUACAUUCUGUAAAUGAGGAAAGUUGACAAUAAGGUGCAUAUAUUUACAAGAAGAAGGUGCAAUACAUAGGAAUACGUUACUUAUACAAAUGUAUUUUAUUAUUUUUUAAAUAACUAUAUACACAUACAUACAUAUGUACUUAUUUAAAUGUCUGUUUUUAGAAAGAAUAAUAAAACAAAUUAUGCUAUUUUAUUUUAA